Messenger RNA from Emiliania huxleyi CCMP1516, 1036 nucleotides. RefSeq lists its product as hypothetical. The record is from RefSeq and is a predicted model, not a curated record. The transcript is spliced from 4 exons. The coding region runs from base 16 to 633 and encodes 205 amino acids. NCBI's taxonomy places the organism in Eukaryota, Haptophyta, Isochrysidales, Noelaerhabdaceae.
GCGACACCGAGCCGCAUGUUCAUGUUACUGUGGACGACCGCCGCUCUGAUCGCGCUCCCCGCCUCGAGGCCCGCGCUGGGCGGUCGUGCCGCGCGCUCGCCGCAGCCCUGCUUGCUCGCCGAGCGGCCCUCUUGGCUCGGCUUCAUGGGCCGGAAGGAGCAGAACUGGCCGGGCCACGAUGAGAUCGUGUCUCGCUUCAUGAAGGCUGACGUCGUAUUCCUCAAGCCCGAGGACGACCUGAUGUCGGCGGCGCGCAUCCUCGACGCCUCCGGGAUCACCGGCGCGCCCGUCCUGGACGACGGCAAAGUCGUCGGUAUCCUCUCCCAGACGGACCUGCUGUACAAGGUCGCCGGCCGCGCCUCGCUCAAGCUCGGUGGCGAGGGCGCGGCGAGCGUGCGGUACGCGGAGAACACGGUGCGGCUGCGCAAGAUUGAGGCGGAGACGGUCGCGUCUGCAAUGUCUCGCUCGCCGGCCUGCAUCGAGGAGACGGCGACGAUGCAGGAGGCGGCGGCGCGCAUGCUCAAGGCGCGGCACAACCGGCUGUGCGUGGUCAACCCGGUCGGCCGGCUCGUGGGCAUCAUCACCUCGUCCGACAUUGUGCGGUUGGCGCUGGCCGAGGAGGCAUCCGUGUGAGGGUGGGAGAGGCGCAUCGUCGCCCGCGUACUCGCUACUCCGAGACUCCGCGACAGUGCGCUCGCCCCGCCACGCGCCUCGGACUCUUCGGGCGCCCUGCUGGUCUCUCUCUCCCUCCCUCCCCAUCCGGUCCGAAAAGGUUCGCGUGUGAUUCUCGAUGCUUGGGCAGGGCUUGCCCGCUGCCCCGCACAAGGGGACAGGAGCGGGCACCCUGUUUGACACAGUCAAAGCGCACCGCGACCGCGCGAGGCCCGCUGACUGAGAUCUGACUUCUGAGUGUACUCGAGUCUCUAUUUGAUGCCGUGUGGCGUGUGGCUCUCUUACUACAUUGUGUGGGCUAUUGUCGUGGUACAUCUCUCUCAUCUGAGUCCAGGGCCAUAACGAUUGUGACGAUAAUUGCUUU